AUGGCCGACUGUGACUGGACUUCGGAGGAGAGCAACGACUCUGAUGCACUCUCACCUCUGCCGCCAUUAGUGAUAUGGACAAGCAGAAGGUCAACCGCGUGUUCUCCACCGCCAACUGCACCAUCUUAUAGUACUCGUUAUCCAGCCCAUCACCACGCAUAUUCCAAUAGUGGUAAUGAAGUAGCCAUAUCAGAAGUCUCCUCUUCCCGUCAAUUUCUUCAAAGCACCUCAUUCAACCCGUGGAAAGCACGAGCAUCUUGCUCCGGGGUUCUUCAAGAUCAUGGUCUCACGGAAAUUGUGGAAGAUAACUUCAGGGACACUCGAUCAGAAAUACAGAGAAACAAGGAUAUAAAGACCAGUGAUGCUUCAACCACAACUAUGGGAAACUCAUGUUUGGAUUCCUUGACAUCGGCAAUGGACAAGGAUCAAAUUUUGCAAGGUAAAAGUCCACCAAGUGUUAACUGCUAUCCCGAACCCAUUUCAGAUCAGUACACCGACUUCGAGGAAGUAGCGUUUCACACUGAAUAUGGCGAGAACCACAGCAAAUCUGCCGACAUGAAUGUUCACGUAGAGCUUGUACACAACUUCGGACAUUUUCCAGUGUCUUCUUCAGUGGCUAGCCUACCCGCAGAUUCCGAUCAUCACGACCGUGAAAAAAUCAACACUCAUGACACCUCUGAGCUUGUUUCAGAGUCAGUUUGUCAACAUCAAUCUGACUUUCCCGAACCAGAAGAUACACCCUGCGAAGAAACCGAAAGGUCACUGGAUCGCCAGCCCGAUAGGCUUGAUCGCGAACAUUCACAUCCUGGAGAAAAGCCAUAUAAAUGUAUGCAUUUCGAUCAAUCUUUUUCUACUCCUUCUUGCCUAAUUCCUCAUGAAUGUACACAUCCAGAAGAGAAAUCGUUCAAGUGUAAAGUGUGUGACAAAAUGUUCACCACGGAACAUCAUCUUACCGGUCAUGCACGACUUCACUCAGUAGGCAAAGCGUUUCCGUGCAAGUACUGCGCAAAGCCAUUCGGUGACAAACACGGCCUACAUGUUCAUGAACGUAUCCAUACCGGGGAGAAGCCGUUCAGGUGUCGUUCCUGUGAUCGAAUGUUUCGCCGUAAUACCCAUCUUAGAGUUCAUGAACGUACCCAUACUGGAGAGAGACCAUAUAAGUGUAAAUCGUGCGAGAAGUCACUCAAGACGAAAUCACAUCUCAGUCGGCAUCAACGCAUCCAUACUGGAGAGAGACCAUACAAGUGUAACUUGUGUGAUAAGUCAUUCAAGACAAAACCAAAUCUCACAGCGCAUCAACGCAUCCAUACUGGUGAGAAACCGUACAACUGUGACGUAUGUGGCAAAGCAUUCCGCGCAAUGUCAACUCUCGCAAAUCAUCAACGAAUCCAUACUGGAAAGAAACCAUUUUCGUGUAAGGAAUGUGGAAAGUCUUUCACUCGGAAAUCCGGCCUAACAGGUCAUGAAAGAAUCCAUCGAUGA
Molecule: messenger RNA, 1482 nt
Organism: Sycon ciliatum
Lineage: Eukaryota; Metazoa; Porifera; Calcarea; Leucosolenida; Sycettidae
Product: zinc finger protein 616-like
Exons: 1
Coding region: 1-1482 (493 amino acids)
Biological process (GO): regulation of gene expression
Cellular component (GO): nucleus
Source: RefSeq, a predicted model, not a curated record